AUGCAGUCACUCCAGUCUGCUCGUUUCCUCGAGAUCAAGAGCGACCAAUUCAGCUACCCAGAGGGCUUCAAGUCGCCUAACCCAGCUCUCAACCAGACCGGCAAGCGUGUUGGCAAGGAGUAUGACAUGGAAUUCUUGCUCCAGUUCCAGAGUGUCUUCAAGGAGAAGCCCACUGUUGACUGGGACCUCAGAGUCAAGGAGACCCUUGGUGAGGGCGACAACUCCGGUCGCCAGAACAGCCGUGGUGGUGCAAGCAUGGGUGGCCGCCAGCCCUCUAACAGAGGCCCUAGCCAGUUCAGUGCCAUGGGCAACUUCGCCAGUGGCAACACCCGUACUCUUCCUGCCGGCACUACUUCUGCCGACCGCUUCAACGCUUCCUCUGGAAGAGGUGGUCCCAUGGGUAUGGGACGUGGUGGUGCCUUCCCCGGCCAAGGUUCUCUCAGCCGCACCAACUCCCUUCAGACCAUGGCCGGCAUGGGUGGCCCUGGUUCGCCUAGAACUAAUACUUCUCGCAGAGGAGGUGGUAGCAAGCGUGGUAACCCCUCCCGUCACCACGACAGAGAAGAUGCCAACGCCGCCAAGAACAUGCCCCUCACUGCUGGUAUGGAUCUCAAGCCUCUCGAGAAGUCUCAAAGUGGUUGGACUGCCCGCAGUAUCGGCGCUCCUGCCGGUGGUGCAGCACCCGUUGAUGGUCAGAUGCCCCCAGACAUGGUCCAGCGUAAGGUCAAGGCUGCUUUGAACAAGAUGACUCCCGAGAACUUCGAGAAGAUUUCGGAUCAGAUUAUCGAGAUCGCCAACCAGUCGAAGCAGGAGACUGAUGGUCGCACUCUGCGCCAAGUCAUUCAGCUCACUUUCGAGAAGGCUUGUGACGAAGCUCACUGGGCCGGUACUUACGCCAAGUUCUGCUCCAAGAUGUUGACCAGUAUGAGCAACGAGAUUGUUGAUGAGACGAUCCGUGACAGAAGUGGUCAACCCGUUGUUGGUGGUGGCCUGUUCAGAAAGUACUUGCUCAACCGCUGUCAAGAAGAGUUCGAGCGUGGUUGGGAGGCCAACCUUCCUCCUAUGCCCGAAGGCAAGGAGGCAACUCUCUUGUCCGAUGAAUACUACAUUGCCGCCGCUGCCAAGAGAAAGGGUCUUGGUCUCAUCCAGUUCAUUGGUGAGCUUUACAAGCUCGGCAUGCUUACAGUCAAGAUUAUGCACCAGUGUGUGUUGAGAUUGUUGAACUUCGAGGGCCAGCCCGACGAGUCAGCCGUCGAGAACUUGUCCAAGCUUCUCAAGGCUGUCGGUGCCACCAUGGACAGCACCGAGCAAGGACACCAGCUUGUCAACGUCUACUACGACCGUGUUGGCACCAUUCUUGAACAACACAAGGACAUGCCCAGCAGAUCAAGAUUCAUGCUUAUGGACAUCAUUGAUCUCAGAAGAAACAACUGGAAAUCAAAGGAUAACGACAAGGGUCCCAAGACCAUCGAGGAAAUCCACGCCGAGGCUGAGGCCGCACAAGCUGCCCAAGAACUCGAGAGACAGCGCAACAGCAGCAACCGUGGUGGUCACGGUCGUGCUCCCAUGGGCCGUGGUGAUGCUCGCUCGUUCUCUGGACACGGCGGUAUGCCCCCACCUGACUACCCUCGCAACCAGGUCGGUCGCGACGAUCUUCUUCGUCUGCAAGCCCGUGGUUCACAACGCCAGGCCAGCGCUGGUCUUGGCCCUCAGCUCGGCCCCAGCUCGCUGUUUAGCAGCUCGCGCAGCGGUAGCGGCCGCAAGGGUCUUGGUCCCCCCAGAGAUGGUGAAGGCUCUGGACCAACAUCGAGAUCAGGAACUCCUUCUCAACAAAAGAAGGAGGAAACGACACACGUCAACGCCUUCAGGUAA
Molecule: messenger RNA, 1872 nt
Organism: Aureobasidium namibiae CBS 147.97
Lineage: Eukaryota; Fungi; Ascomycota; Dothideomycetes; Dothideales; Saccotheciaceae
Product: ARM repeat-containing protein
Exons: 2
Coding region: 1-1872 (623 amino acids)
Cellular component (GO): eukaryotic translation initiation factor 4F complex
Molecular function (GO): translation initiation factor activity; protein binding; mRNA binding
Source: RefSeq, a predicted model, not a curated record